Messenger RNA from Cucumis melo (muskmelon), 2029 nucleotides. RefSeq names its product glycoprotein 3-alpha-L-fucosyltransferase A-like. Lineage: Eukaryota; Viridiplantae; Streptophyta; Magnoliopsida; Cucurbitales; Cucurbitaceae. Gene Ontology annotation, molecular function: fucosyltransferase activity. The transcript is spliced from 7 exons. Bases 383 to 1750 code for a protein of 455 amino acids. The record is from RefSeq and is a predicted model, not a curated record. Gene Ontology annotation, cellular component: membrane.
AAUCAUUGCCAUAUUUUCAAAGAUUAGUUCUUUAUCCUCAUCAUUCCCUCUCCUUUUGCUCUGACCCAAUUGACUAUCACCAUGGCCAUGCCUUCAACAAAGCUUAAAUGUUGAAAACGAGUCAAUUUCCCAGCAUUUUUCAACAACCCAUUUCCCCUUCUUUCGGGUUUUCCCCCAAAUCACGUUAACUCCUCGAUUUGCCAGAUGGGUAUCUUUUCAAAGCGAAAAAUCUGGAGAACAGGAACGACCCAGGAUGAUUCGAUGGGGUUUAAUGGGGUUUCAGCAGCGAGCAAGAGGAAAUGGACCCGUUUUUUACCUCUGUUUGUGGCCAUUGUGGUUAUAGCAGAAAUCGCUUCUCUGAGUCGGCUAGAUAUGGCGAAAAAUGCGGCUAUGGUGGAUUCUUGGGUCGACUUGUUCUAUGGAUCUCCGAUUUUGCGAGAAGGGAAUGGAGGUGGUAGUAAAACGGGCACUGGAAUUUCUAUUAAUGAUGGAGGGAUUGAUGGAAUUAGCUGUGAGCAGUGGCUGGAGAAGGAGGAUGCCGUGGAGUAUUCUAGGGACUUCAAAAGGGAACCUGUUUUGGUUUCUGGCUCCGAGAAGGAGUGGAGAACUUGUGAUGUGGGAUGCCAAUUUGGAUUUAAUCCUGGACAGCAGCCUGAUGCUAUAUUCGGAUCACCUAAUCAAGGUAGUGUUGCUAGUGUACUUCGAUCCAUGGAAUCAUCACAUUACUAUCCUGAGAACAAUAUUGAUUUGGCAAGACGGUGGGAAGGGUUAUACCGUGGUUAUGACCACUAGUCUAUCAUCAGAUGUCCCUGUUGGAUAUUUUUCAUGGGCAGAAUACGAUAUAAUGGCACCAGUGCAGCCAAAGACCGAGCCUGCCCUUGCAGCUGCCUUCAUUUCAAAUUGUGGUGCUCGCAACUUCCGUUUGCAAGCUCUUGAUGCGCUUGAGAAGUUGAAUGUCAAAAUUGAUUCAUAUGGUAGCUGCCACCGGAACCGCGAUGGAAGAGUUGACAAAGUGGAAACGUUGAAGCGCUACAAGUUCAGCUUGGCAUUUGAGAAUUCCAAUGAAGAAGAUUAUGUCACGGAAAAGUUUUUUCAAUCUCUUGUUGCAGGAACCAUUCCGGUGGUGGUUGGUGCUCCAAACAUCAAGGAGUUUGCUCCUUCUCCUGAUUCAUUUUUGCAUAUCAAGGAGUUUUCUGAUGUUGAGUCGAUUGCCAAGUCCAUGAAAUACCUUGCUGAAAAUCCCAAAAUAUACAAUCAAUCUCUAAGAUGGAAGUAUGAUGGUCCAUCCGAGUCUUUCAAGGCCCUUGUCGAUAUGGCAGCAGUGCACUCAUCCUGCCGCCUUUGCAUCCAUAUGGCAACCGUCAUCCACGAGAAAGAAGAAAACAGUCCCAGGUUCAAGAAACGACCGUGCAAGUGUUCUCGAGGCUCUGAAACCAUGUAUCAUUUAUACAUAAGGGAGAGGGGGAGGUUUGAAAUGCAAUCCAUAUUUUUGAGGUCAGGAAAUUUGACGUUGGAGGCUUUAGAAUCAACUGUGCUAAACAAGUUCAAUUCUUUGAAACACGUACCGAUUUGGAAGGAAGAAAGGCCUGAAAGCGUAAGAGGAGGAGAUGAACUAAAACUAUACAGAAUAUAUCCUGUUGGAUUGACUCAAAGGCAGGCUUUAUAUACCUUCAGAUUCAAAGGCAAUGACGAUUUCAGAACUCACAUAGAAACACACCCUUGUGCAAAGAUGGAAGUCAUAUUUGUCUGAAUCUGAGGCUUCAUCUUCCGAGUGCAUCCACUAUGCGAUUAACUUGGUCUUUGUGGAUGUAUAAUCUGUAUAACAAUGUUGAUGAACUAAUAUAAGUUUAGGGUGCAACGAGGCAAGUGCGGAAACCCAGCAAUGGCUGCGAAAUAGGAGGUUCCCUUUGGUCAGCUAAUAACAGAUCAUGCGCCAUUGUUGUAAAUGUUGAGAACAGAAUUGGCCUUUGGGGGCCUGAUGCAUAUUGCUAGUUGAAUCUAGCCAAUUCCACGAACAAUCCUUUACUUA